Paramecium octaurelia is the source of this 2433-nucleotide messenger RNA. Lineage: Eukaryota; Ciliophora; Oligohymenophorea; Peniculida; Parameciidae. The record is from the annotation of a GenBank genome assembly.
AUGGAUUUACAAGAAGAAUUGGCUUAAAAAGAUCAAACAAUCAAAUAACUGGAGGAGGAGAGAAAUAUGUUGAUAUAAAAUGCCAAUGAAUUACAAACUAACCAGAUUGCAUUAGAAAAAGAAAUUGCCAGAUAAAAAAGCAAUAUUGCCAAUUAUGAAGCUGAACUUAUUGAGCUGCAUAAGGAGAGAAAAUCUUGUGAUGAAUAAAUUCAAAAGUCACAGAUUUAAAUAGAAUCUUAUGAGCAAUAGAUAACACUCCUUAAUGAAGAUUUAAAGAAAGUCACCAUUCAAUGUGAUGAGGCUUUUCAAAAGCUUUAAGAAAUUCAAAGUAGACAUGAAAUUGAAAUUAAAACACUUGCUGAUUAAUUGUUGAUUGAAAAGGAGAAAAUAAAUGAAAUCAAUGAUGAUUAUUAAUUGAUUGUUAAUGGUAAAUAAAGUGAAAUUGAUUUAUUGAAUGAAAAACUCAACGAUUUAGAAGAAAAAGUUAAUGCUAAUCUUAAAAAUUACAAAAUCGAGAUUGACUAACUUAAUAGUCAAAUUGAAUAGACAAAAUAAGAAAAAGACAAUGAAUGGGAAUUAAUUGUCAAAUAAUUGCAGAAUGAAAUUGAUGAUUUAAAUAAAGCAUUGUAUGAAAAAGGAUAAGCUAAUACAUUUGAAUUAAAAGUUGAAGAAUUAAACUAAUAUAUUUUAGAGUAGGAAUAAUAAUACAUGAAACAAUUUGAAACUCAAGAAGGAAAAAUGAAAAAAUUGCAAGAUGAUAUAAUAAACUUAAAUGCACAAAUUCUUGAAUUACAAAAAAAAAAUGAAAAUUAACUUUAAGAAUUAACUACGCUUUAGUAGGAGUUGUUCCAUAAAAAUGAGAGUUGCUAAACACUUACUCAAUAAUUAGAAGAUAUCAAAUAACAAUUGGAAUAACAAUAAUAAUAAUAAUUAUAAUUGCAAUAGCAAUAAUAAUAAUAAUAGCAAUAAUAACAAUAAUAAUAACAAUAAUAGUAACAACAAUAACAAUUACAAUAACAAUAAUAAUAACAAUAGCAAACUUAAUAGUAAAAAUAGACUCAAUAACCAAAUUAAAAUAAUAAUAAUUUAUAAGGGCAAAACAAUAAUGCAGCAGAAAAAAUGGUUACAAUUCCAAUGAAAGAACUUUUAAGUUGGGAUAAAAGGUCUAAGGAUCAAUAACACUAAAUCAAGGCAUUGUCAAAUGAAAUAUAAUUAUUAAAGAAUUAACAAGAAGAAUAAUAAAAACUACAAAACUCCAAAUAAAUGAAAUCUAAUCUUUCUUUGGAAGGGAUGGUUUAAAAAUGUGCAGCAUUAUAACAAAUUAUUGAUGAGACUAGUUAACAAAACUCAAAAAUUACAUCAGAGUUGAAUACUUACAAACUAUAAAAUCAAUAGCUUAAGGAUGACUUACAAAAUAUUUAGCAAGAAUUAAAAGAAUUAAGAGUGAUAGCGUAAGAUAAAUUUCGAUUAGAAGGAGAACUAGCCUCUGCUUAUAUCUAAAUUUCAGAAAACAAGGAUUUGAUGAAAGUAAUCAAUAAAUAUAUAAAAAAUAGAAAUUAAGUGAACUAUCGUCUAACUAUGAAAAUAAAGAGGAAUAACUAGAAACAACCAAAAAAACAUUGAGAUAGAGUGAAUAAUUAAGAAACAAUGUAUAUUUUUUCAUUUAUGAUAGUUAUAAAUUAAAUUUGAUGAAAUUACUACAUAAUAUUAGAAAGUUUCAUAAGAAUUAAUAAAUGUUAAACAAGAGCGGGAUUAAAAAAUGACAAAGUUAAAGGACUUAGAAAAAUUAUUGUAAUCUUAAUUCCAAGAAUAUUCGCUACUAGAAUAAAAAUACAAAGAUUCAUAAAUUAAUUACGAGGAUAUGUAAAGCUAGGUUAAAAUAUUGGAAAAAAAAUACUCUCAUGUAACAUACUUAUCAUAAUAUUAGGAAACAGAAUAAUUGAAGGAUGAUUGUCUUUAAAAAUAAAAAUAAAUAUCAGCACUAGAAGAAUCUAACAAAUGCUUAACUAAUGAUCUUCUGGCCAUAAGAGAAUUAUAAUUCAGAUAAAAAGCACCUGAAGCUCCUCUAACCAAAAAAGAAAGGAUUGUAGUUGAAUCUCUUUCAUUAAGAGUAUAAGAGCUUGAAUUGGAGAACAGAAAAACAAGAGACAGCCUAUGUGCUAAAAUAGUUUAAUUGUAGAAUGAAUUAGAACAGAAAACAAACUAUAUCAAUUAAAUUGCUCAUUAAAUAUCAAAAUAAAUUCCUUCUUUAUAAGAAUAGGAUCUAUUGGAUAAGGAGGACGUAAAAAUGAUACAACAAUUAAAAAAGAAAGUUAACAUUCAAGACAUAUUAGAAGUAUCAAAAAUUUUUAAAAAUAGAAAACCCUCAUUGAAAAUUUGUAGCUUAGAGACUAGAUAAAACUGUUAGGAACCGAAAUUAACAAAAGAAAAUGA